GGCAGGUCUACUCGGCAGGCCGGUCAGACAGGACAAGCGACGUGUGGUGCAGUUCGGUGGUGCCGGAUCAGUUCGCUAACGAGCCGGAACCACGAAGUUUAAUCAACACAAUCUCUCUAGAAAUCUAGAAUUGUUUCGGUUUUCGAUUCUAUAGACCCCUCCGGUAAGGUGUCUAUCGGGAGUGGAUUAGCCGCGAGUGAGUGACUUGUUUGUGUGGGAUGUGCGGUGGGAUUCUGUUCGUACAGGAUCGACGCGUGUUGGAUACCAAAACGUUGUGAGAACGGUGACCGCGUUGCGCGGAUAACAAGCUAAUCGUUCUCUUGAUUCGGAUACCUUGAUACCGCCGGCACCAGCAUGUCGCUAUCAUUUUCCGGUUACCGUACGGCACGCGAACCAACCCGAUCCUGAUAGUUCGCGGAGUGCUCUGUUCGUGCUGCACUACGUCGUGCCCUUAUGUUCUACUCCAUACCGUGUACUAGUCAUUAUCGGUAAUCCAUUGAAAUCGAAGCCAAAGAUCGGGCUUAUUAAGUCCGGAAUUGAGGAAUUGUUCGCAGUGCGUGUCGUGGCGAUUGAAAUUGUGUGCUCAUAACCGGAAACUGGUGACACAGGAUGGCGGAAGUGAUGAGUGAAAAGCGGGAAAGCAACAAGGUCACCGAUGCGGUGGACCAGCUGGGGGCCAACAAUGGCGGUGAGCACAUUGGGAAUGGGAACGUCCACCUGUCCGAUGAGGAGAUUAUGGCCGGUAUGCUGCAGACUCGGUUUUUGCACGCAAAAAAGCUCGAUCCAGAUUACUCGCAUCUGUUUAGGCACAAAAACGUUUGGCAGCUGGUACGGCUGUCGGCCGUCAUCGUCGGCAUCGAGUUUCUGUAUGCGGCGGAAACGGCUUUCGUUACACCGAUCCUGCUCGGUAUCGGACUGUCGCACACCUUCAUGACAAUGAUCUGGGCGUUCUCGCCCGUGCUCGGUUUUUUCUGUGCUCCGAUGAUCGCUUCGCUCAGCGAUACGAUCCGGUUACGGUGGGGUCGGCGUCGCCCGGUUCUGCUCGCACUCGGCAUAGCCAUGAUGACGGGUUUGUGGAUUCUGCCGCACGGUAAAGCGAUCGGUGUGUUCUUCGGCGAUCCCGACGUACCGGUCGAUCAGAUGGAGGGCUUCCGGUGGGCCAUUCCCGUUACGAUCGUCGGUCUGGUGCUGACGGAUUUUGACGCCGAAACGAGCAACGGAAUUGCCCGAGCUUACUUCAUGGACAUGUGCACUCCUGACGAUCAAGCCCGUGUGCUGACGACGGCCAUGUUUAUCGGUGGUAUCGGCGGUACGGUCGGUUACGUUCUCGGUGCCAUCGACUGGAGCCAAGCGAAUCUAAACUUUCUGGGCGGCAACGAAGCGACCGUGUUCCUGUUCGUCUUCUGUGUGAUGGGCAUCGGUCUAACCAUUACGGUCACUAGCUACCGUGAAGUACCGUUGCCCCUGCAGGAAACCGAUCCGCUCCUGCGGCCAAUCACUUCCAGUGCGUUCGAAGCGGAAAAGAUGCGCCAACUGGCCGUCUACAGCAUCUCGAAGGAUGUGAUCGAUCCGGUGAAAGCACAACCGGAAGCACCACCGAUCGGCGACGAGGAUGAGAAACCGCUGCAGCUGCGUGACUUCCUGCGGAACAUUGUUCGGAUGCCACGCAGUCUGUUCAUCCUCUACACCACGCAGUUCUUCUCGCAGCUCGGCUAUCUCAGCUACUGUCUGUACUUUACGGACUUUGUCGGCUCGGAGGUUUUCGGUGGUGAUUCGGCGGCAUCAUCGGACUCGCCGGAGGGUACCCUGUACGAGGAAGGUGUCCGCUAUGGAUGCUGGGGAAUGGCCGUGUUCGCCGUGUGCAGUGCCUCGUAUUCGGCCAUCAUCGAGCGAAUGAUUAAGCUAUUUGGCGCUCGACCAGUGUACAUGGGUGGUCUGUUGCUGUUCAGCUUAGGUAUGCUAAUGAUGGGGCUGUUUAAGGAGAAAUUUGUCAUCUUCAUCGUCUGCCCGACCGUCGGUAUAAUGUACGCUGGGAUGUACUCCAUUCCCUAUCUGCUGGUCUCGAACUAUCACAGCAAAAACUCGUUUGAAAUGAAGGAUGGCAAAUGUGUGAAGAAUACGACCAAACGAGGCUUCGGUGCUGAUGUUUCGCUCAUGAGCAAUAUGCUGUUCCUGGCACAGCUCAUUAUUUCGUUGGCAAUCGGAAGUAUUAUUGAUGCGGUCGGGUCGAAUGUUGUGGUCAUAUUCUCCGCCAGCAUUUUCUCCCUCAUCGCUGCCCUGGUGGCCUCCCAGAUCGUCUAUAUGGGACUGUGAUGCGUG
Anopheles darlingi is the source of this 2319-nucleotide messenger RNA. Its product is annotated as proton-associated sugar transporter A-like. The record is from RefSeq and is a predicted model, not a curated record. Lineage: Eukaryota; Metazoa; Arthropoda; Insecta; Diptera; Culicidae. The coding region runs from base 610 to 2313 and encodes 567 amino acids. Gene Ontology annotation, molecular function: sucrose:proton symporter activity. Gene Ontology annotation, biological process: transmembrane transport. Gene Ontology annotation, cellular component: membrane. The transcript has 6 exons.